AGCAGGGCAGACAACAAAGUACUGUCUUGUAUAUCUGACUUGGUCACAUUUUCUGGAAUUUUCUUCCCUGUCUGUGAAACAUGCCAAUAGACUUCAGCGGAUACUGGAAAAUGCAAAGCAAUGAAAAUUUUGAAGACUAUAUGAAAGCACUAGAUGUGAAUAUUGCUGUGAGGAAACUUGCCUCCUUCUUAAGGCCAGACAAAGAGAUUAUUCAGAAUGGAAAUCACAUGGUGAUUAAGACCUUGAGCUCCUUAAGAAACUAUGUUAUGGAAUUUGAUGUUGGAAGAGAGUUUCAAGAGGAUUUAUCCGGUGUUGAUGAUCGUAAAUGCAUGACAACAGUGAACUGGGAAGGCAAUAAACUCUCUUGUGUACAAAAGGGAGAAAAGCCAGGUCGUGGAUGGACACAAUGGGUAGAAGGAGAUGAACUUCAUUUGGUAUGA
Molecule: messenger RNA, 440 nt
Organism: Protopterus annectens (West African lungfish)
Lineage: Eukaryota; Metazoa; Chordata; Ceratodontiformes; Protopteridae
Gene: RBP1
Product: retinol binding protein 1
Exons: 3
Coding region: 81-440 (119 amino acids)
Biological process (GO): fatty acid transport
Cellular component (GO): cytosol; nucleus
Molecular function (GO): fatty acid binding
Source: RefSeq, a predicted model, not a curated record